AUGCUCUUCAAGCUAUUCCCACGACUGCGUUUGCGAGCCGUCACGGGGCCGGUCAAGUCCUGCGAUGCGUUCAUUUAUAUGGAUCGUGGCAUGCAAUCGCUUGGUUGGAUACCACCGAAACACAUCUAUGGACGCUGGAUAUAUCUUUUGUGGACGGUUUUCACAACGGUGCUUGGAAUAAUUAUGCUAGAUGUGUCGCUGUUGGUCAGCUACUUCAAGGAAUUAAGCACCUUUUCGGCGGGUCAGUUUCUCACCUCGCUGCAAGUGUCCUUCAAUUGUUUUGGCUCCAGCAUCAAGGCCAGCUACACAUUUGCGGGCAUCAGGCGUUUUAAACUGGCCAAGAAGCUCUUGGAUCGCCUCGACGAGCGCUGCGCCAGCGUGGAGGAGUACGCCCAGCUGCAUCGAGCUGUGACGCGUUGCAAUCAGUUCUAUAUGGCCUACCAGACCAUGUACCUUAUGUAUACGGUCUCCACUUUUCUAUCUAACGCCUUUAGCGGUCGCCUGCCCUGGAAACUAUACAAUCCGCUGAUUGACUGGCAGACGAGUGCACGGAACUUUUGGCUGGCUGGCUUUAUGGAAUACUUUUGGAUGACAACCGCUGUGAUGCAGGAUUUAAUGGCCGAUGUUUAUCCUGUUAUAUACUUUGUAAUACUGAGAGCUCACAUAGGUUUGCUGAAGCAGCGGUUGCGACGACUGCGCACAGAUCCAACGAUGAGCGAAGAGCAGAACUAUGAGGAGCUAAUCAAGUGCAUUGAUGAUCAUCGUGUAAUAUUGGAGUAUUGCAACACACUACGACCCAUUGUUUCGGCCACAAUUUUCAUACAGUUUCUGCUUUGUGGCCUUGUCAUGGGCUUGUCCAUGAUCAAUUUACUCUUCUUUUCAAAUUUCUGGACUGGCCUGGGCACUGCUGUAUUUCUGUGUGAUCUGGUGCUGCAGACCUUUCCCUUCUGCUACAUUUGCAACAUGAUCAUGGAUGACUGCGAGGAGCUCGCCAACUGUCUCUUUCACUCCAAUUGGCUGAGUGCAGAUCGUCGUUAUAAGACCACAUUGCGUUAUUUUCUGCACAAUGUGCAGAAACCCAUCGUUAUGUCAGCGGGCGGCGUCUUCGACAUUUCCAUGAACUCAAACAUAACCGUCGCUAAAUUGGCAUUUUCCGUGGUCACGUUCGUAAAGCAAUUAAAUAUUGCCGAAAAGUUUUAG
Messenger RNA from Drosophila montana, 1200 nucleotides. RefSeq names its product odorant receptor 42b-like. Gene Ontology annotation, biological process: sensory perception of smell; detection of chemical stimulus involved in sensory perception of smell. Gene Ontology annotation, cellular component: plasma membrane. The transcript has 3 exons. Gene Ontology annotation, molecular function: olfactory receptor activity; odorant binding. The record is from RefSeq and is a predicted model, not a curated record. Bases 1 to 1200 code for a protein of 399 amino acids. NCBI's taxonomy places the organism in Eukaryota, Metazoa, Arthropoda, Insecta, Diptera, Drosophilidae.